Messenger RNA from Zonotrichia albicollis (white-throated sparrow), 1286 nucleotides. The record is from RefSeq and is a predicted model, not a curated record. NCBI's taxonomy places the organism in Eukaryota, Metazoa, Chordata, Aves, Passeriformes, Passerellidae.
ACUACACCAAGGAGAGAACCCUGCAGGGGACAAAACAGCUUCUAAAAUGUGAUUGGGGACUACCAGGAAACACCACAACAAAUGCCCCAAACACAGGAAGGAGCCCAGCAGCUGCAGGAAGGCAGCAUGAGGAUCAACAGAGACACAUGCCAGGAUGAAGCCACUCUCACCAGCAGAGCAGAUGGGGGAGGUGACACAUCUACUGCUGGAGCUCAGCCCCCCAUGUUUGUUACAGCUGGCAGAGGUGAGACAUCCACCUCACCAUCCCACCCAGAGAAGGAAAAAGGUAAUUCCUGAUCAUCCUCACCAGCUCUGCAGCUGCCUCCUGGCCUCAAACAGCCUUUCCCUCUCCCCCAAAAUGCAACCACUGCCCCAUUCCUCCCUCUCCCUGAGAGGAGAACUGUCAGUUGUGGUCUCUGAGGGAAAGGCACUGCCCCAGCCAGCCUGGAAUAAAGCUGGAGAAUCAAAGCCCAGAUCCAGGCAGAUACUUUGUGGUAACCUAAGAUGCCAUGAACAUCUGGGGAGAUUUUUCAAAGGAGCCAGUGAAUCCUCCUGGGCAGGGGCUGUUGCUCCAUCUGAGCCGCUGGGGAGCUGCAUUCACACCCACACAGGGGCCAAAGAGCCCAAACAGGGUGCAAACAGCCACUGCCCCAGCGCUGCCCGUGGCAGCGACACAGCACUGGGAUGCCACAUGCCAGGAGCCCCAAGCGUGGAGCAGCAGCAGCUCCAUGGAGAGCUGAGGAGCACAGGACAGGAGCUGACUCAGUCCAUGGCAAGGAGGAUCUCCCAGCACAGGCUGAGAUGGAGCAGCAGCUACGUAAGGUGUUGUUGUUUUUUCCUGAUGUUAUCCCCAUUUUCCCAGGUCCCGGGUUCAGACAGACGUCUGCCAUGGGCAGACAGCGAGACUGUGAGCUGGCACUGCUGCCAUGAGCAAAGGGACAGGGCCAUGGAGUGCUGGGCCCUGCCAGCCUCUUCCCACAGGGAUCUUGCAUGGGCAAAGGGUGCUCUGGCUCUGGCUGCCUGCCAGAGGAGGAUUUGUCCAUUACAGUCUCACUUGCUUUUGGGGUGUGGCCUGAAAAAGGGAGUGUUGGAAUAUUUGUAGGGGGUUUUCCACAUUUUGUUAUGAAACCCUUGGGUUUUCCAUGCCUUGAAUUUGGGAGCACAUACCUUUAGCAAGUAAUUUUACAGGUGCUUGGCUCCAAGGUGAUGCUUCCCACCUGUUGGUUUGUAAAUGCUCUGGAAUGAGUGGUGUAUUUAACUAUUUCUAAGCAAUGGGGAAGCUGUGG